Molecule: messenger RNA, 552 nt
Organism: Leishmania mexicana MHOM/GT/2001/U1103
Lineage: Eukaryota; Euglenozoa; Kinetoplastea; Trypanosomatida; Trypanosomatidae
Exons: 1
Coding region: 1-552 (183 amino acids)
Source: RefSeq, a predicted model, not a curated record
AUGGAUGUCAAGUACGGCAACUGGAAAACUGCCAGGCCGCGCGCCCAUCUGAUGAUCAUUUUCCUGUUCAUUAUAACCGACCUCGUGAGCAUCAUGUGCUACAUCCUGUACCUGCUGCCGUUACGGGAAUACUACGGUGUGUAUGGCUCCAACGCGUACAUUGCCUUCAGCUGCUUAGGUACUUCGAUCUUUGUGGGAGUGAGUGCGCCGCUCAUCUACUGGCCUUAUGCACACGGCAAUGAGAUGUCGCCCGUGUCGCGGCGUAAUGCGCUGUGCCUGGGCAUAAUCAUUUCCUUUCUCGCUCAUGACUUCCCAAUGGCGUGGCUGGAGCUGUGGCUGGUCACCACGUUUGGCUGGACAGAAUUGCUCCAGGCUAUUUCUUUGUUCCUCACUCUUUUGUGCUUCAUCAUCGGCUUCCUCGUCACCUGGGUGGCCUACUCGUGGAAACUGAGCAAGAUGCUGCAAAUCCGGUACGGCAACGCGGCCCCCAGUCAAUCAGCCGUCCCCGCUGCUCAGCUUGCACGAAGCUCAUCACGCGCCUACCGCAUUUGA